UUGAUCAUGGAUGGUGAAGCUAUACCAGAUUUUUCAAGUGUAAAGGAGGAAACGGCUUAUUGGAAGGAACUUUCCUUGAAGUAUAAACAAAGCUUCCAGGAAGCUCGGGAUGAGCUAGUUGAAUUCCAGGAAGGAAGCAGAGAAUUAGAAGCCGAGUUGGAGGCACAGUUAGUUCAAGCUGAACAAAGGAACAGAGACUUGCAAGCGGAUAACCAAAGAUUAAAAUAUGAAGUAGAAGCAUUAAAGGAGAAACUGGAGCGUCAGUAUGCACAGAGCUACAAGCAGGUCUCGGUGCUGGAAGAUGACCUGAGUCGGACUCGGGCCAUGAAGGAGCAGCUGCAUAAGUACGUGCGAGAACUGGAGCAGGCCAAUGACGACCUGGAGCGAGCGAAGAGGGCAACAAUAGUUUCACUGGAAGACUUUGAGCAAAGGCUCAAUCAGGCCAUUGAGCGGAAUGCAUUUUUAGAAAGCGAGCUUGAUGAAAAGGAGUCUUUGUUGGUCUCCGUACAGAGGCUAAAGGAUGAAGCAAGAGACUUGAGACAGGAGCUGGCAGUCCGGGAAAGGCAACAGGAAGUGACUAGGAAGUCGGCUCCCAGCUCGCCGACCUUAGACUGUGAGAAGAUGGACUCCGCGGUCCAGGCGUCGCUCUCUCUGCCCGCCACGCCUGUGGGCAAGGGGACGGAGAGCACGUUUCCUCCCCCCAGAGCUAUACCAAAUGGUUUUGGUACCAGUCCACUAACUCCUUCUGCUAGGAUAUCAGCACUCAACAUCGUGGGGGAUCUCUUACGGAAAGUAGGGGCAUUAGAAUCCAAAUUAGCGGCGUGCAGGAAUUUCGCAAAGGACCAAGCAUCACGAAAAUCCUAUCUUUCAGGGAAUGUUAACUGCGGGGUGAUGAGUAACAACGGCGCCAAGUUCUCGCGUUCAGGGCAUACGUCUUUCUUUGACAAAGGGGCAGUGAACGGCUUUGACCCAGCUCCUCCUCCACCUGGCCUAGGCUCCUCUCGCCCCUCGUCGGCCCCAGGGAUGCUGCCUCUCAGUGUGUGAGUGCCCGGCCUCCAGGUGGGGGCCUCUGCCCUCCUCCAGCAGCAUCCCAGGACACCCACGCCUCACCCCCGGUGCCUGGGCCCAGCCCCAUGCCCCUCUGUCUGCCUCCCCGAGCUGGCAGACGGCAGGCUGCAUGCAGUGGCGGUGGCUGGGCCCUGCCCGGCUCCAGGACUGCGCGCUCUCAAUACUGGCUAUUUUCUCUUCUCGCCGUAGUGCCGUUGGUUUCACAUGAUUGCACUGUGGGUCACAGGUGACACAUCCGUGUAUUGCUUGGUCACUGAUGCGGAAGUACCCAUUCGUCACUCCAUCCCAUAGCCCCACCCUGCUGUACUGCUAGGACUUAGUUGUGUUUAGGACAUUGCAAAUCUUCUAGAAGUUCUCCCCUAAAUCAGGUCAAUGUAGAACCACCUGAGCUUCCUCCUGAGCAUUUCCAGUGCUCAUGAUCAUGUGACCCCCUCCCCACCCCCAACCGUUUGGGCCUGCUUCUUGUUUCUGGCAAAGUCGGGAAGCUCACCGAACUGGGGAACAGAUUCUGCACCUUCUGAUUCACCUGAGCAGUUCUCAUUCCAUAGACCUGCCUCCCAGAGCAGCGGAUUCUCACCGGAGCCCAGACAGCAGAGGCCUCUGGGGCCGAGGGCCUCGAUGGGCCACACUCCGAUGGCUCCCCCUCCACGUGCCUCAGACUCGGAGGAGAGGCAGCGUCCUCCUCGCCUGCGGCCAGGCUGCGGCUGCGGCGCUGUGUGGGCCUGGUCCGAGGCUGGCUGUCCCUGCGCAUCCUUUGAUUACUCUCAUGCUGCAUUUACUGUUUACAUUUGUUUUAUUGUAUAUAGGUUUGUAAACAUUAUUGCCUAAGAUAUUUGUAUAUAACUUGGGCUUUGUAGCUCUUAUUUAUUCAGAACUCAUAUGGCAUGUUAAUGACUUACGACGGUGGCCUACUGGGCAGCUGUAUAGGAUCAUCAUGUGGUUUUAAAAAAAAAAAAAGGAAGGAAAAAUGUUCCCGUCCUCCCUCCCAAAUCUUUUAAUGUGGAAACAAUAAAUUUCACAGAAAAAGGGCUGAGAUUGCUUUAUUGGGGUAGGCCCCCCCUUGAGAGGAGCUGGAGCGCACACGCAGGGGUUCCAUCAGGCGCCAGCCCUGCCGCCAUGUAGCUUGCCAUGCAGCUUGCGGCUAGAUGGGGCGCAGCUGGGGAGCCAGGCAGCGUCCAGCCCAGGUGAGUCUCUGGAGGGAGGGAGCCGGCUCUCGGGCUGUGUGGACUUCCAUGGCAUAGAGUAGGGGUUUACUUCUCAGCCCUCAGGAAGUGAGAGAAGGUGCCAGAUGGGUGGUCGCAAGCCCUAACUGUGAUUGGACUGGAGAAAUGUGUCAGGUGGGGCCAGUCUGACUGUAUCAGGUUCUACUUGCUUAUAAUAAACAGUAUAAACCAACA
Molecule: messenger RNA, 2465 nt
Organism: Echinops telfairi (small Madagascar hedgehog)
Lineage: Eukaryota; Metazoa; Chordata; Mammalia; Afrosoricida; Tenrecidae
Gene: NDEL1
Product: nudE neurodevelopment protein 1 like 1
Exons: 8
Coding region: 7-1044 (345 amino acids)
Biological process (GO): centrosome localization; chromosome segregation; vesicle transport along microtubule
Cellular component (GO): kinetochore; centrosome; kinesin complex
Molecular function (GO): microtubule binding
Source: RefSeq, a predicted model, not a curated record